Messenger RNA from Umbelopsis ramanniana AG, 928 nucleotides. RefSeq lists its product as uncharacterized. The record is from RefSeq and is a predicted model, not a curated record. NCBI's taxonomy places the organism in Eukaryota, Fungi, Mucoromycota, Umbelopsidomycetes, Umbelopsidales, Umbelopsidaceae. The coding region runs from base 114 to 785 and encodes 223 amino acids. The transcript has a single exon.
UGUAGCUCUCCUUGUAUGUCAAAGCAUGUCUAAUUGCAUUUUGCUCUGUAGGUUAUACGAACUUGACUGAGGAUAACCAUUUUGUUUACACGAACGAACUCGCUAUUCUUGAUAUGUCGACCUCACCUUGGAAAUGGGUAACUCAAUUUACCCCAACAGCAACACAAACCAUUGCACCUGUCCCAGCGUGUGCUCUCAGCUUCCCAUCUACCAACGUCGGCACAGGCGGAAACCCUGUUCCUGCACUCCCUCCCAUUAUUUAUAACGAAGGUAGCUCCUCAGAUGCCAAGAAGUUGGGUUUUAGUAUCUCAUUUUCGACCGUUGCCUUCCUGGCAAUUGUUGGAGCCGGUAUAUGGUACUUUUACAGAAGAAGAAAGCGCACAAAGGCCAGCACUCCAUAUUGGUUGCCUGGAAUGGGAAACGACAACACCAGCACUGGUCACGAACUAGGCGUUUAUCCUCCCGCAAACCAUAGUCGAACAACCGAUUACCCUAUGUUUGUGUAUGAUCCUGAAGGCGAAAAGAACAAGAAGAAGGGAGAGAUCGCUUUGCAUGAGGGCGAGCCGGAAUCACGCACCUAUGCCGCAUCAGACCAACAAGAUUGGCGGGCAAAGGAAGAAGAGAUUCGUCCAUCAGAUGGUCGUCCGCUGCCAAAGCACUCCACAUUGUGGAAUAAGGUCCGUGGCCUUGGUGACAGCUCAACGGACCAUGAUGAUCAAGCUGGAUUGAUCAAGGGCGCGGACAAGAAUGGAUGGACGAGACUCGAGGACUACGAUGAGGAUUAAGUAUUUCUAUUUCUAAAUGUCUAACGCAUACCCAUCAUAUUGCAUAAAAUUGUACUGUAUUCUCCUGCAACGGCAGACUGUCAAUAUACACCUGUCAUUGCUUACCUAUGGCAGUUAUUUAAUUUAUUGUGUGGAAUUCUUGC